Rattus norvegicus (Norway rat) is the source of this 4328-nucleotide messenger RNA. The record is from RefSeq and is a predicted model, not a curated record. Lineage: Eukaryota; Metazoa; Chordata; Mammalia; Rodentia; Muridae.
UCUAGGCUCCAGACAGGUAUGCGUGGUGCCUUUGGGAAGCCCCAGGGCACAGUAGCCAGGGUUCACAUUGGCCAAGUCAUCAUGUCUAUCCGAACCAAGCUGCAGAAUAAGGAACAUGUGAUUGAGGCUCUGCGCAGGGCCAAGUUCAAGUUCCCUGGCUGCCAGAAGAUCCACAUCUCAAAGAAAUGGGGUUUCACCAAGUUCAAUGCAGAUGAAUUUGAAGACAUGGUUGCUGAGAAGCGGCUCAUUCCUGAUGGCUGUGGUGUCAAAUAUAUCCCCAAUCGUGGUCCUCCUGACAAGUGGAGAGCCCUGCAUUCCAGAAGGCUUCCACAGUGCUCUCCUAUACCCUAUCAAAUCAUGUUCAAUAAUAAAUCUCACAUCAAAUCUGAAAAAAAAAGUCAUCACAGUAGCAAAAUUAUGCUUCUGAUGUAGCAGUGAAACAGUUUUGUGGUUGCAGCUCACCACAGCAUACAUAAAGAAUUGUUAAACUUAAGAAGACUAUACAUGGAAUGAGGCCUGAGAGAAAGAUAAGUCAGUGACGGUCUACAACACUAGCACCAUGCCCAGGAUUCUAUCGCCAACAACAGCUCCUGAGAAGGUUUAAGGCUGUGUUACUUAGCAUUGAAAGAAAACUCCCUUUGCUUUGUAUGAGCUGUGCUUUCAUUUCUAUAUUACUACAGCACCCAGAACAAAGCAGGAAAUGUAUUUGGAGAAGUGAUGAGCUUCUCCAUUAGAUGCUAGGCUUAUGGAUUCACACGAGGGUUAGAAAUAGAUACAUCUCACCCGUCAGAGUUUGUGUUGAUAUGCAAUGUAAGCUAUCAAAUUGCUAAACACCUAAGAGCUGCAAACAGAGAAAUAGCUGAACAAAUUAUGGUACAUUUUCUGAUGUUCUGUGUCUCUCAGUUUUAGAGGGUAACUUAUCUAUAUAAACUGGCAUGCACACACUGUUAUUAUAUGACAUAUAAUACUGUUGUAUGUUAUUUGAAAAACAAAAUUGUUCAAUCUUACUAUUCAACUUCCCCAUUUAAAGAGAAGUUUAAAAAAUUUAAAUUAUUUAACAGUAAUUUCACAAAAUUAAGGAAUUUAAUUAUAUGGAAAGAACAUGCAUAUCUAUUUUAUACUUGUAUUUAUUGGCUAUUAUCCAUCAUUUUUAUGAGAAUUAAUAUGUGUUUUGGAAUGUAUUUGUAUAUAAUUAAAAUACUCACAGACUAUAAAAUAGAACAAUUCUUUUUAUAGCAUGGUUAAUUGAACUAAUGAAAAUAGUGUCCAUUAUAGUUAAAAAUCCAGGAUUAAUAUGAAAUAUUUUUGGUUUCAAAUUCAAAACAAAGAAAGAGAAUUGAAAACUCAUUGAUGCACCAAAGAAUAAGAAGUAGAGAAGCAUACAGGAGUUAGAGAAGCAUACAGGAGGUAGAGACGCAUACAGGAGGUAGAGAAGCAUACAGGGAAACUGGAGAACAAGCAGGUGAACAGUGUUGAAUUUUAACCAAGCGAUGACUCAGAAAGAGACCUCCAAAGUGAGUAUGAGGGAACUUCUUUCUAAUCAUCCUUAUUGCAGCAUACCUUGUUCAAAUGACAUUUGCAAAAUUUACCAUCAUAUUUCAAUACAUUUUAAAAAGUUAAUGUUCACGCAGCAUUUGUAUAAUCAGAGCAGAAACUGUGUUCAUUUACCAGAAUCAAUUUUGGUGUCCUUCUCUAGUCCAUCUCCUCCCACAAGGCCUCAUUCAGGGGAACCCCUAAUACCUGUGCUCUGAAUUCUCCAGACUUCCAUGUGCAUGGGGCACACGUUAAGUAAAUUUUUGAGUCUGCUUUAUGUCCUUUAACAUAGUGAAUUUUGAUGCAUUUUUUCUUUCACAUCAGUAAAUUCUUUUCCUUUUCACCUGUAUGAUUAUAUAGCAUUUCAUUAUAUUGGUGUUUUACAAUGAGUAUCAUUAUUAGCCAAGUCAUGGACAAUAUUAUUAAUUUUAUUUUUGAGCUUGAAUACCAAUCUACAUUUUGCAUACGACUACAUUUUCCUGUAUAUCAGUACACUUCUGAUAUUGGAAUAGCAUGAUCUAAGGUAGUAAGCACAUGACAGAGUUUGUAAGAUACAACUUGAUUCUAUUUUCCUGAGGGCUCUAGCUAAUUUACAUUCACAUAAGGAAAGUAGAGAGGACGGCUUUCUUCUGAUUGUACGUAUUUUACCUUAAUGUUUACCUUACUUUGAGACGCCAAUAGAAAAGAUAGCGCGAGUGUGUUUAAUUUGCAUUCCUUUAAUGAUUAAUGAUGCUGAUUAUCUUAUUAUUUUCCUUGUUUCCUGAUGGUUUCUCUUGCAACAUUUGCAUUUGCUGAAAACUUUAAUUUCCUUAGAUUACAGAAGUUCUGCAUUUUGUCUGUUUACAGGUCCCUUGGCACAUAUGCAAUUAUAAAUAUUUUUCUCAUUCCAGUGGCUGUAGAAUUUAAUUUUCGUUUUUAAUACUUGUUAAGAGGAAGAGUCCUUAAAUUUUAGAAAGUUUAAUUUGGGGAUCCAGGGAGAUGCCUCGGCAGGUAAGAGAAAUUGUUGCUCUUGCAGAAGACCUUGGACAUCCCAGCACAACAGUGGCUCACACCCACCCAUUACACCAGAUCUAGAAGAUCAGACACUUGCUUUCUAAUACUGCUGCCACUAGCAAUGAAAGAAAUAUAUUCAGGAAAAAAGCAGCAUGCGCAUAAAACAAAGUAAAUACCUCUUUAAAAUGUUGAUGUUGAAGUCAAGGCUUGUGCUUGUGUCCACAUGAAUGCCCACUUCUAGCAUCUUUUGAUGUAACAAUUCUUCUGUCCUCACUGUACAACUAUCGUUAGAAUACACCACGGAACUAUGCUUGCAUCUGCACUUUCACUAUAUGCCUCUCCUCAUAAUGCCACCACCCUAUACCAAUUACAACCAUGUAGCUUUUUUUUUAUAACCAUCUCUUAAAAUCUAAUGGUGUAAGCGCUCAACCUUUGUUCUUCUUAAUAUUUGUUUCCAUAAUCUCAAGUCAUUGCAUUUCCACAUAAGUUUUAAUGUCAGUUCCUGAAAUUCUAUAAAUUUUCUUGCUAUGAUUAAAUUAACUAAUUGUACUGAAUAAACUCAUUAAUUUAAACAUGCCCCCAGAACCUCAUUUGAAUUAGAAAUUUGUAUAUUUUAUGAAUUUUUAAGUAGACAUACUCAUAUAUAUGACAGUUUUUCUCAUAAACGCUAAUGCUGCACACGUUUGCCUCUAACUUCCCUAUAAGCUCACUGCGCUCGUGGCACAAAGUAGAACAGAAAUAGUGAGAAGAAUGGUCUCUUCUUGUCUAUUAAAUUUACAAAAGUGAGUUUUCUGCUUGCUUCUUUCUUUUGCUUUGUUUUCUUUACAGUAAGUUUUGUGAGCAGAGAAUGUCCCCUGUUUUUACUGUUUGCCAAGGUGUUUAUAAUCUGUAGUGUAGAAUGUGGGAAGGUAUAUAUCUGCACCUCUUAAAAUAACAAAGAAUCUUUGUGUUGAGAGCUUAUGACAUAGCUCUGUAGGUAAAGACAUUUGAAGCUAAGCCUGACAACAGUAUGUCACAUGAACAUUCUAUAAAUAAUUUCAACCUACAAGGCUUUGACUUCAUUUUCUAACAGUUCUUAUUUAGGUUUUAUUCAUAUUCAUAACUUAAUGUUGAAAUCCAUCUAGACUUAAGGGGAAUGAGGAAAAUAUAGAACCCAAGGAACUUCAAUGAGAGCAGAGAGUACAGGGUAUUGCAAACAUAUGGGAUGGAGGUGCUCUUCUGAGCUACACACACCCCACUCUCAUCAACGGACAGAUCAUGGAAACAGACACAGAAAACUAACAGAAGUUAUGAAGCAAAUGGAUUUAACAGAUAUCUAUAGAACAUUUCAUCCUAAAACAAGAGAAUAUGCCUUCUAAAUACUUCAUGGUACCUUCUCCAAAAUUGACCAUAUAAUUAGUCACAAAGCAGGCCUUAAUAGAUACAAGAAGAUUGAAAUAAUCCCAUGCAUCCUAUCAGAUCACCAUGUACUAAGGAUGGUCUUCAAUAACAACAAAACAACAGAAGGCCCACAUAUACGUGGAUGCUGAAAAACACUCUACUCAAUGAUAACUUGGUUAAGGAAGAAAUAAAGAAAGAAAUUAAAACUUUUUAGAAUUUAGUGAAAAUGAAGGCACAACAUACCCAACUUUAUGGGACACAAUGAAAGCAGGGCUAAGAAGAAAACUCAUAGCUCUGAAUGUCUUCAAAAAGAAACUGGUGGGGGUUGGGAUUUAGCUCAGUGGUAGAGCACUUGCCUAGCAAGCACAAGGCACUGGGUUCGGUCCUCAGCUCCGGAAAAAAAAAAAAAAAAGAAAAAGAAA